AAAUGUGGCCAAGUAGAGAUGUUCUCUGCACCUUUAAAACCCAAUAGGCCUGCUCCUCUUUCAUCUGCAACCUACCAAUUGUCCUGCUGCACUGAGGCCUCCAACACAGGUCUCCUUUCUAUGGCCAGGGUACCAUGGCUGCUGUCCAUCUUGUUACUGCUGGUGCUCCAUGUGCCAAGGGUAGCCCCCGCUCCGACGCAGCACCUCUGCGGCUCCCACCUGGUAGACACGCUGUACUUCGUAUGCGGAGAAAGGGGCUUUUUCCACAAUCCGAAACGACACCACAAGAGGGAUCUGGAACACUUGCUUAGGUUCCUGUCUAAGAAAAACAGACAAGAACAACAGCUGUGGAGGAAGUUUUCUGGCGGCGACGAGCCCAAGGUGAAGAGAGGCAUCGUGGAGCAGUGCUGCUUUAAGCCAUGCAGCAUUUACCACCUGGAGGGCUACUGUGACUGACCCGCUCACUCCACAUUCACACACACACAACCACUCACAGCUUCGUAUUUGGCCAAAUAUUUGCUGGCUUUGUUUAAAUGACUGCAGCAAAUAAAGCUUCAUGACCCACAACCUCAGAUUCCUCUUUGCAAAGAUGUGACUUUGUACUUUUUGUCUAUUAAGGAUAUCAUUUUGCAGUGGUCUUUUCAACAUGACUGCAAUCCUAGACUGCCCUCUGUUGGCUGAUGCCAGAAUUAGCCAGUAAGAUUCAAACAACUAAAGUUUAAAAGACCACUUUAUUUACAGAUGAAUAUUUGCAACCCAAAAAUACCACAUAAUUUUCUACUCCUGCUAGGUACUUGGCAUUUAAAACUAUUUUUUUCUCCAAAACUAUGACUUUAAAAUAUGUUAUUCGUUUUCAUACAAACGUAUUAAACAUUUCCUUUAAACUACUUUAAAUGACCAUUUCAAGCAAAAGGCAACAACUGUUAAUCUAUUUUAAAGAUCAUUAAUUAAAAAAAAAAAAAAAUUCUGUAAUUACGGUUCUCGGCUAGUAGAAUCUCCCCAAUGUGCGAUUUUCUACAAGGGAAAGGAAAAAAAAGAAUAAAUCAGAUUGACAACAGGCACUGUUUUGUUUAUCAUUUCAUCAUUAAGUCUUUGUGAAAGUGGGGUUUCUGUGUCAUGAAAAGAUAACUGCUCACCGUCUUUUAGAGGCGUCUCAGCAAGCCUGUUCUCCUUAUUGUGUUGGAACGCUUUGCUGGGAUCAAACUUACGCUCGCAACCACCAGGGAGCUUCGACUUGAGUUGAUCCAGAUCACUCUUUUGACGGCUAACCUGGGAGCGAAGCUUCAUCACCUCCUGCUCACACACACACACACACACACACACACACACACACACACACACACACACACACACACACACACACUACAUUGAGAAGGACGCAGAGGAAAAUGCAGUGACACCAAACAGCAACUUUUGAAGUUACCGCUUAAUUUUUUUUUUUUUGGAAAGAUUAUUUUCAGAGCAUGUUCAAUGACGACAUAUCUUGUCUGAAAGUCACGGAUGGUAUCAAUACUGAUUCCUUUGUAGAGGUCUGAUUUCAAUGACAUCUUCAUGGCAAACAUCUUAUAUUUUUUCAAAAAUAUAAAAAAGGGUCAUUAAACAACACUUAACUUUAUUCCCAAGUUUUACAAAGACUUACUAGCUGUAAUGUGCACCCUACAAAACUUUACAACACUACUAACAAAUAUUUUGUCAUGGUUUUUAUAUUUAUACGAAUAAACUCAAUAUAAUUUACUCAACUAAGCCACACAAUUAUGCCAUACACAUUCUGAAUAUGUAAUACGGCAGUGGUUCUCAAAU
Messenger RNA from Nerophis ophidion (straightnose pipefish), 1800 nucleotides. RefSeq names its product insulin-like. The record is from RefSeq and is a predicted model, not a curated record. NCBI's taxonomy places the organism in Eukaryota, Metazoa, Chordata, Actinopteri, Syngnathiformes, Syngnathidae. Gene Ontology annotation, molecular function: hormone activity. Gene Ontology annotation, cellular component: extracellular region. Bases 19 to 456 code for a protein of 145 amino acids. The transcript has 3 exons.